GAGCAUGCGAAAUCGGCCGGCCUGCUGUCUUCUCGCGACACUGGCGGCCGGUACUUUAAAAUGUGGUGUUCUGCACGAAAAGUUUCUCAGCGAUAUUCUCUGCUGUUCUUCGGCAGGCAACGAAAAUCCCGGUCACCUGUUCAGAGCCGUCUGCAGUCAACCAGCUCCACUGGAAGUGGACCAGGCAAAACAAUAGCUGUCGCAACUGGUGUGGCUACUGUUGGCAUUGGUGGGGCUCUUGCUUACGCAAAAUUCGACUCAGACUUCAGGCACAAACUAGAAAGCAACCUUCCUUAUGGAGACUCGCUCAUUGGCAGCAUUCUUGGACCGGCUGAAGCACCUGUUAGACAGCUGCCUUCUGAGAAGGUGAAGGAAAAGGCCCUUGAGUCUAGUCUCCUACGCAAAAAGACACCAGUGGAGCCAUCAAGGAGUGAACUGAAGCCUUCUUUGCCACCACCACCUCCAAUUACUGCCCCUUCACACACAUCCGUAAAAGAGAAGGCGCCGUCACCUCGUGAUUUGGAAGCAGAGGCUCAGAGACAACUACAAGACAUCAAGGAACGGAAUGAACGGCUCAACUUUGCAUUGGAGCAGUCACUUCGCGAGGCCCAACUGGACUUGGAGAGGCACACCAAGGAUGCAGUGGUGGCACAGUUAGAAGCCAAGGAAGCUGCACAGAUUUACACUCGCAAGUUGUACAGAGCCAUCGACGAAGCCAGGGAUAGUGAAGACCAGUACAUGUGGGAUGAAGCGUUGCAAGCGAAAGAGGCAAAGUUGGCUGCUGUGCAGAAGGCUGCUGUGAAAAGUGAACAGGCAUGGAGGUCCUUAGAAAACCUCCGUAGCACCAUCAAGAAAGGCCAAGAAAAUAAGGACACUCAAAAUAACUUGGCAAUCAGUCCAGCUGAACAUGCUGCAACAGUCGCCAGGGACCAACUUCGAAAUGCCGAGUCUGAGUCACGGUCAGCCAAAGAGGCUGCCAAAACAGCAAGUGACUACAAGGAGGCUGUUGAAAGGGCCAGACUUCAUUUUCAGAAAGAGAUUGAGGCUCUGCUUCCGGAGACCAAGUUUAGCGAACCAGGGCAGAAGCUGUCUGAAGAUGAGCUAAAUUUGCUACUUGCUCAUGCCCACCGGAAGAUCGAAAACUUGACCAAGGCUCAUGUGAAAAUGCAGGCAACUGAACAGGAGCGAGCCCAGAUGUUCCAGAGGCAACAAGAGCGUGUGGCCAGGGACUUGGAAAGGCAGCGGGCUGAGCUGGAUGCAACGCUUGAAGUGAAGCUGAUGAAGCAGCAGGAAGCGUUUGAGCACGAACUGCAGCAGCAGCUGCGACGCCAGGUGGCGGCACACACAGAACACCUCAAGGAGGCCCUGGAAGAACAAAAGCAGGAGCUAGACCGCACCUUCGGCCUGGAGCUGGAAAAGAAAAUAAUUGAAGAGCGGGCACAGCAUAAUGCGGCCUUGUCUUCCUCAGUUGCUAAGCUCCAGGGCAUGGAGGAGUACCUAAGGGCACGAGAUGAAUUGGAUCGGCUGUCACAACAGGCCAAAGGUCUCUGGCUUGCCUGCCAGGGCCUGAGGCACACUCUAGUUCAUGGGCCAGCCAGUGGCACCAGUGAGCCGCAGUCGCUGACCGCAGACGUGCAGCUGGUGGAGCGGGCAGCAUCCAUGAGCCCUUAUGUGCCCCUCGUGUUGGCCUCUAUCCCUGAGGAAGCCCUGACACGUGGUGUCUACCCAGAAGUAGCCUUGAAAGAGCGCUUUGCACAUGUGGAGCGUACCUGCCGCCGUGUUGCCCUCGUUGAUGACCAGAGACCCUCAUCACUGCUUCGAUACUUGGCCUCCUACCUGCAGUCACUCUGUGUCAUCUACCCUAAGGAGCUGCCCGAGGAGGAGCUUGCAGACGAACAGCGAGUCAAUCCUGAAAUGUGGGACACGUUUGAUGUUCUUUCGCGUGUGCGUUAUUGGCUCCAGCAUGAGAACCUGGAACAAGCUCUACGGUAUGCCAGUCAGCUGCGAGGCCAGCCAAGGCUGGUAGCCCAAGAUUGGAUCCAUGAACUUCGACUGCAUCUUGAAGCUCGCCAGGCAGCCUCAGCCCUCAUGGCCUUUGCUGCGGCCACUAUUGCUGAAGAUGCUGAGUAACUGAAACAUUUUCAUCAAUACUGGUAUGCUGUGUAGAUCUAAGGCACCAACUAGAUUCUCUCUUCUUUUGGGGGACCUUGUUCAGAUAGAAAUAUCGCUACUGGUGUGUGGGCUGAGAUUGUCAAGUUACUCCCUUGGAGUGCUGCUUUUGACCAUAUUUUGUUGUAAUGACUGGUCGCUGCCUUAAAUGUGGCUAUAGAGCAUGAUCCCUGAAAAAAAGCUGUAGCAGGCAAUGUCCUGAUUGGCACAAAAGUUAUAAUUUCUCUAUGUGCCCUUCAUUUCAAUUCAUUGUGUCUAGCUGGUGCACUUGCUUUGUGAACAGGCAGCAUGGCUUUUCAUGCUUAUGAUGCAAAACUGUGCACUGAUUGAAUUGGUGAAAUUGAACGUAAUACUUGUGAAACUGUGUGUGACCUUUGUAACAAUAGUUUUGCUUGACUGCUGCGACAAUACAUGGUAGAAUUUAGGGCUGUGACAGUGAGAAGUCGGUAGCAAGCACUGAGGCCUUGAAGUUAAAGCUCUAUAUGUGAAAUGGAAACUAGGUGGUCUUGUGUGCCCUUCAUGUGAGGACUGCUUGUAUAGCUCCUGGUCCAACCUUAUUUUACUGUGAGGACUUGGGUCAUAUUAUGUUUUAUUUUCAAUAUAGUGUACUAAGAUCGUUCUGUGUAUUGAAAAGCUGAGCCAAGUCUAAGAAUCAUGUGAAUGCAGUUUUAGAAUGCCACAAAAGCUGAUAAUAAAUGUGCAUGGUUACAAAUUUCUUUAAAAAUUAUUUUCUGGGGCUGUAUGCACAUAUGGGUGUUUUUGGCAUAAAGCUAUAAUAUUCGUCCUUAUUGGUGCAGUGCUGAAAUGUUUAAAGUGGAAUGAAUUUCAAAGGGAAUUGUGCAUUACUUUGUGCAAAGUAUGAUGCACAUAAUUUGCAGUGUCCCGAGUGGGAAGACCUCAGAAGUGCAGGCAAACAUCGCAGCUUACCAGCAGGCUGUAUGCAUUUUUAUUCAGAUGUGAGUUGUUUUGUGCAGAAUCUCUUCUCAGUUAUGAAAAAAAAAAGGUAUUGCAUCAUAAAAUGUACGUGCGCUGCCAUUACUGUGAAGAACCUAUUGAACUGUUCCCACUUGCAGGUGCAAAUGCUAAGCAGCAUAAAGUACUUGUGACUGCCCUUAGUUGAUCAUGGUGCAUUUUGAAAUUAUUUCUGUCACUCUUGCACAGUAGGUGAAGUGCUUGCUGGUAUAAUUUUCUUGCUGCAGUGAAUUAAUCAUCAGCUGUUUAUGUGGGAAUCGCUUAGUCUUAUUUUCUCGGUUCAAGUCUCUGGUUGGCUUUCUACCUUUGCCAGUUUAUGAAUAAACUAUACAUGAACAA
Molecule: messenger RNA, 3480 nt
Organism: Rhipicephalus sanguineus (brown dog tick)
Lineage: Eukaryota; Metazoa; Arthropoda; Arachnida; Ixodida; Ixodidae
Product: MICOS complex subunit MIC60
Exons: 15
Coding region: 61-2130 (689 amino acids)
Biological process (GO): cristae formation
Cellular component (GO): MICOS complex
Source: RefSeq, a predicted model, not a curated record